AUGGUGAACGUGUUUACCACGAUCGGUGUCGUUGCGGCUCUGAUCUUGACAAUGGAGAAGACGGGGGAGGCCAUUGAUGGGGAAGAUGUGCAUGCUUCCGAGUGGAUCGACUGCAGCGAGUUUCCCUGCAACACGAUCCAUGUCACUUUGAGUUGGUUCUCGCUCAUUGGCUGCGCCCAUGCCGUGAUGUACACCACCUGCGCCAUUGUGUGGCUCAGUUUGACGCCUGCAGAGGCCACAAGGGACUUCUUCUAUUGGACGCCUUCAAUUAUGCAGCGACCGUCGCAAUCGAUGAUGCUGGGUGUGACCUGUUGGUCCUUUGAUGCGCUGUGGCUCACAGCAAUCAAACAUGGGUCCAAUCUGAUGAUCUGGCUUUCCUUUCCGGCGGUGUUCCUCUUGCUACACGCACCUGGUGUUUGCUGA
Symbiodinium pilosum is the source of this 423-nucleotide messenger RNA. The record is from the annotation of a GenBank genome assembly. NCBI's taxonomy places the organism in Eukaryota, Dinophyceae, Suessiales, Symbiodiniaceae.